Lineus longissimus is the source of this 3351-nucleotide messenger RNA. Its product is annotated as serine/threonine-protein kinase 17A-like. Gene Ontology annotation, molecular function: protein serine/threonine kinase activity; ATP binding. Gene Ontology annotation, cellular component: nucleus. NCBI's taxonomy places the organism in Eukaryota, Metazoa, Nemertea, Pilidiophora, Heteronemertea, Lineidae. The coding region runs from base 605 to 1717 and encodes 370 amino acids. The record is from RefSeq and is a predicted model, not a curated record. The transcript has 7 exons. Gene Ontology annotation, biological process: positive regulation of apoptotic process; protein phosphorylation; intracellular signal transduction.
UCCGGCUUUGCAAAAAUAUUCUACAGCUAUAAUCUGACAGGGCCUACAUGUAGUAGCUUCAUGUAGAGGAUAUAUGUGUGGACUAAUGACUGUGACAAAACUCUAAUUUUGUGUAAUUUGUGAGCUGAAUAGCCGUCCAGGAUAGCUUGUUGUGCUCGGAGAAAAAGUUUUGAACAAAUUUUCAUUGUGCUUGGAGAUGCAGUGCAUAGUGCAUGGCAGUGUGUGCAGCGCAUUGGUGCUGAUCUGACUGAUGAAUGUAUCCCACAUCCUUCAUACUUGGCCUCGCACUGUUUUGUGUACUCUAAACAUGACUUGGAAGUACUUCUCUGUUACUGAGUAGUGUGUAGGCCUAAGGAUAUUGCAUUUUGUCUCUUACUCCUAGUCUUCUCUUAGUCUUACUCUUGGUAGGCCAAGUAGUAGUUAGUCAUUGUCGGACUUGGUGAAAUUGGAGGCGGAUCGAAGACACGAAGACUUCCUCAAUAUCUUGGAUAUCUCUCAUCCCAAUCAUAUUGUGUGUGUGCUUCAACGAAAAGUAUCUCUGGCCUACGAGCCUGUAUACUAAGUGUAACUGUGAUCAAGAAGAAACAAAAUUUAAAUAUUCGUCAUGCAUCGUUCUGGGAGUGAUACUUUUGCGAACCGUACGGACAUGAACGGGAUGAUGGUGGAGCGGUUAAAUCGGUGUAUACGAGAUGAGCCAAUCACUAGCCUCUACACAAUUGAGCAAGAAAUUGGACGCGGUAAAUUCGCUGUAGUUAGACGAAUCCGUGACAAAAAUACAGGGAAGGUGUACGCAGCAAAGUUUAUCCGUAAACGCAGAAAAGGGAAGGACUGUAGAAACGAUGUUCUGCACGAGCUCGUCAUGCAUGAAAUAGCACUGAGCCAUCCGAGAUUGAUCCACAUGACAGACAUUCACGAGACAGUCCAUGAGAUAGUCGUCAUCAUGGAAUAUGCCGCAGGGGGAGAGUUGUAUCACCAGUGUGUCAUUGAGGAGACGAUCACUGAGCGGGACUCACAGAGAAUGAUGCGGCAAAUACUGGAAGCGAUCGCCUUCCUCCAUGCCCAAAGUAUUGUCCAUUUAGAUAUAAAGCCCUCAAACGUUCUACUCAUGCGACCAGCCUCAGAAGGUUCCCUAGAAGUGAAAUUAUGCGAUUUUGGAUUCGCACGCCUAGUCAACACAGGUUUAGACAUCCGAGAAAUAUUAGGGACACCAGACUAUGUAGCACCUGAAAUACUUAGUUAUGAGCCGAUUCAGGAGACAACAGACAUGUGGAGUGUUGGUGUCCUUGCGUAUGUCAUGCUAACAGGCCACGCACCAUUCCAAGGUGAAACCAAGCAAGAAACAUUUCUCAACAUCUCACAAAUAAACUACGACUUUCCCGACGAACUUUUCGGGAACAUCUCCGAGAAAUCUCAGGAUUUUAUCCGCCGAUUACUACAGAAGGAACCAGAGGAUCGACCGAGUGCGCGAGAAUGUCUGAACCAUCCGUGGUUAGAGCUCAAAGACGCACCAGUCAUCGAUAUUAAAGACACAGCAGUCCUUGGCAUCAAGGGUACGUCUGUACCCAUCGUUCCUGGGAAAUCACCACUAAGUUGUCGACGCCAGGUGCCGGACAUUAUCGAGGAAGAAAUCGCACCGUCGAAAAAAUACAAACUGACAAGCGAUUCCAAUGCUUCAAAUUCAGGAUCGCUGAAAGAGAAUCAGUCAGAAGUGUGCUAGUAUUUAAUGAUUAGUUAUCAUGAUGGGUUACCAGUCAAAAUCUCCUUAUGAUAGUCAAAACGUCCUCGCUUUUAGAUUCUGUUCAGCUAUAGUCCUCCAUCAAAUAUGUGACCCGCCAUGACAAAAUGAGUCGCAUGUCACUCCGAGCUUGACAUGUUGAGACGGACUGGUUGUUCAUUUCACUAUUGUCUGCCUUUUGUGACAUCUGAGUAUGUCAAUUUCUUCUCUUAUGUCCUGGUGUCAUUUUAGGCUCAUCUUCUGUGUGACAUGCGACUCAUUUUGCCGUGGUGGAUCACAUAUACUUAUUUUUGCCAUCAUUGAUCAGUUUCAACUUUUACAUGAUGUUAGAUAUGUUUUGAAAGAAGUAUUGUUUCAUAGAUGCAUUUUGUCUACUUUCACUUGACUUGAAGAUGAAAAAUUCGACAAUUUGUGCUAUUUAACCCUUUAAGGUAAAGGUAUUUUGAUGAUCGCACCGGUCCGACGAAGCUGCGCUGAAAAGAAAAUGUACAGCGUAGAAUCUGGGGAAUCCCCUCCGGGUGUUUCUAAAACACAGACUAGGCAAUUUGCUGCAGCCGGAACGAAGUACACAUGUACUCUACUGCUCGCACAGAUGCGAGAUCAGGCCAUAACGACGGAAAUUGGUUGCUCACAGCGAGAUUAGUCCUUAGAGGGUUAAGACACAAUUGGUGACGAAAUUAUGUGCCUAAAGUUUGUGCCUUAAAUAAUGGGGGGACAACAACUUCAAUUUAUCUUUAACUAUAAUAUCAAUUUUGAUUGAAGAAAAGCACUGAAUAGGACUUGAGAAGAGUUUUCAAAGUGUAAAGCGACGGUGUUUUGACUCUAACCCGCUUUAUAUAAACCUGGAGACACUUUGACAGCCCAGCCCUUGACAUUGCUGUAUGUUGACGUCAGUGAGCUUUCAUCUAAGAUUUUGUAAUCAUUUGUAAAUGUUGGACAGAACCAAUUUAACUUUAUGUAAGCAUUCGUGAUUGUACCAAAUCAAUGUUUGGCUUUUCGUCAAAAUGUUUUUUCAGUUUGUUGUCAAAAGUUGUAUUAAUUUUACAACUUUUUUAAACCUGUUUCAGCUACUUAUCAAGUCAAUGACUAUUCAAUAAUGAGAUCUGAAUAUCAUCAAAGGAGCAUUUAUUUCUAUUGCCGAGAAAAUGGCCACAAAAACAAUCGUCUUUAAUUUUGCUCUGUUCUUUGGUUACCAUGACACAGCACCUGCAUGUACACUGGUGGUCAGAAAUAUUAGGACACUUACAAAAUUCUAAGUCAUUUUCCUCUUUAGCCUUCCUUGUGUCUCUAACCACUAUUUAUUUUUGUUAUUGAUCAGAUCAUGUUUGUCUUGCCAAGUGAGUAAUAUUAUCCCCUGUGAUUGUCCAUGGAAGAGUUUAUUGACAAUGGGUUGCUGAUCCAUGGACAACAAAGAUAAUUGGGUGCCAUUCAAGCCUUUAAAAUUCAUAGGCCUAAGUUGUGGGAGGGGACAAGUAUGGACUAAGCACAUCAUUACUGUCUUUGUUUUUCAAAUAUCAGUAACCCCACGCCAAUAACCUUUGGUAUGGGCAAUCUCGUGGGCUUAUAUAACCCAGGUGCCAAGCUAAAAAUGUUCUGAUUAAUAAGAAAAAUAAUAA